Dictyostelium purpureum is the source of this 1944-nucleotide messenger RNA. RefSeq lists its product as uncharacterized. Gene Ontology annotation, molecular function: ABC-type transporter activity; ATP binding; ATP hydrolysis activity. The record is from RefSeq and is a predicted model, not a curated record. Gene Ontology annotation, cellular component: membrane. Bases 1 to 1944 code for a protein of 647 amino acids. NCBI's taxonomy places the organism in Eukaryota, Evosea, Eumycetozoa, Dictyosteliales, Dictyosteliaceae. The transcript has 2 exons.
AUGGACAGCAAGGACAAUGUUUCAAAUAAAAAUAAUACUGAAGUUUUAAAAAAGUCUAACGAUGGUUUCAAUGGUGUGCAAGGUUUUAAUUUUGAUAGAAAAAACAUUGAAAAAUAUAUAGGUGUUCAAAUUACAUUUGAAAAUUUAUCAUAUAAAGUAGAAAAUAGAAAAUAUAAAAAGCAAUUAAAAGAACAAAAAGAAAAAAUAAAUUCAAAUGGUGGGGCUAUUGAUUUAGAGUCAGAUGGGAUUAAAAAAAUAGAAAAAGAAAAAACAAUUUUAAAUAAUGUAUCUGGAGUUGUAGAAAAGGGUGAAAUGGUUGCAUUGAUGGGGCAAUCAGGAAGUGGAAAAUCAACCCUAUUGGAUAUUUUAGCUAAAAGAAAAUCAACAGGUAAGAUUACAGGUAAAAUACUCGUAAAUGGUAAGGAAAUUGGUGAUGCAUAUAAAAAGUAUUGCUCCUAUGUUACCCAGGAAGAUACUUUAUUAGAAACAUCAACUGUAGAGGAAACAUUAAAAUUUUAUGCAGAUUUAAAAUUACCAGAUUUAAAUGAGGAUGAAAAGAUGAAGAGAGUAUAUCAAGUGCUAAGUGAUGUUGGAUUAUCUGAAAGAGCAAAUUCAAAAAUAGGUGGUAUUUUACCAGGUGGUAUGAUAUUAAAAGGUUUAUCUGGAGGUGAGAAGAAAAGAGUUUCAAUUGGAUGUGCACUUGUUACAAAUCCUUCAUUGUUGUUAUUGGAUGAACCCACAAGUGGUUUGGACUCAACAUCUGCAUUGGUUGUUAUGAGGGUAUUAAAAAAUUUAACUGAAAAAGGUGUAACUGUAGUAUCAUCCAUUCAUCAACCAAGCCAAAAGAUAUUUAACUUAUUUAAUAAGGUAAUUGUGGUGGUUAAAGGUCGAAUAUUAUAUAUUGGUAGCGAUGUUAAAGGAUAUUUAGAUUCAUUAGGUUUUAUAAAUCAAGAGGAUUUAAGCACACCCGAUUUUUGUUUAGAUGCUUGUAAUGAUAUAGCAAAGAGUUCAGAUUUUGAAAACAUUAUUACGAAAUGGGAAAAGCAUUAUAGAGAAGAAAUAGCACCUACUAUUUGCAAUGAUAAUUUGAAUAUUGAAAUACCCAAAACAGUUUCGAUUUUUUAUCAGUAUAAGGUAUUACAAGAGAGAGCUUUUAAAAACUUUUUUAGAAAUAAGGUGGGGUUACUUUCAAGAAUAGUAAUAGCAAUACUCAUUGGGUUAUUGCUUUCAACUGCUUUUGGGGGGUUAGAAAAUAACCAAGAAGAUAUAUUAAACACUCUUGGUUACUUAUUUUUCUUUUCACUUAUUUUGCAUUUAAUUCCUUUUGGAUCGAUCACAUUAUUCCUUUCGAUUAGAACUUUGUUUAAUGCAGAAAGAGCAUCAAAAAUAUACACUACACUACCAUUUUUUUUGGGUCCAGUUUUAAUAGAAAUGGUAUUUGGUGUAUUAAUAUCUUUUAUAGCAGUAAUAAUAUCAUACUCUAUUUCUCAUUUAAGAUGGGAUGUAUCUAGUUUUAUUUUAACAUAUAUCGUAUAUUUAUUUAUACACUUGUUUUCAGUAUUAAUGAUAGUUUCAAUUUCAAAUAUUACAGGGACUGUAGAUCUUUCAUUCACCUACGCUACUGGGCUUUCAAUUACCUUUUUAUUGUAUACAGGUUUUUUCAUUACCAUUGACCAGCUACCAAGAAGUUUCCAAUGGAUACACUAUUUAAAUCCUCUACAUUACGGAUUUGUUGGUUUAAUGAUUGCACAAUAUAAAGACCGUGAGAUCGAAUGCCCAAUUAAUUCAGCCUGCUUGUAUCCAAAUGGAAAUGCUUUAAUUGAGCAUUAUUCUUUUGAAAACUAUACCUAUGGCGAGGCAUUGGGUAUAUUGAUCGUUUGGACUUUUGCAUAUUUUUGUUUAGCUCUUUUCGGGCUUCAUUACUUUAAUAAAGAAAAAAGAUAA